This is a messenger RNA of Lingula anatina, 3133 nucleotides long. RefSeq lists its product as uncharacterized. NCBI's taxonomy places the organism in Eukaryota, Metazoa, Brachiopoda, Lingulata, Lingulida, Lingulidae. The record is from RefSeq and is a predicted model, not a curated record. Gene Ontology annotation, molecular function: oxidoreductase activity; phosphopantetheine binding.
CCUUGAGUUAUAGUGUCCCAGUGAACACCAUCCAACAUGGAGUAUGAGAACCAAGGUCUGCUGCAUGAAAUGUUUGUGCGGCAAGCAAAGGCAACACCUGAUAAAAUAGCAGUUGUGACGGACAGUGGCAAGCAAGUUACAUUUGCAGAGCUAGACGAACUGACAGAUAUUCUCGCCACAGCUCUUAGGAUCAAGGGGGUGAAACCCAACACCAGUGUGGGGAUAUACCUUGAGAGAUGUCUGGAGUAUACCAUUGCUUAUAUAGCAAUAUUAAGAGCAGGUGGGGCAUACUUGCCUCUAGACCUUGCUUACCCACGACCAUUGUUGGAAGACAUCAUUGCAGACGCAACCCCUGUUGCCGUAGUAACAUUCGAAGGAUUAAUGGACAGAGUUGCAACUGCAGAGUGUGUGUUAACCCUGGAUGAAGGCUGGGCUGAGAGGCUCAAGGAGGAGAACUCCAAGCAUGCCCCCUUCCCAGGCCCCCCAGUGGUCACUCUGGACUGUUUGGCAUAUACUGUUUACUCUUCAGGGACCACAGGGAAACCCAAGGGCAUCCAAUGCCCUCAUCGCGGCGCGGUGUUCUCCUACCACUGGAGGCACAAUUUUGCACCUUACGAGGAGGAUGACAGGGAGGCCUGCAAUGUAUUCUUUGUGUGGGAAAUGCUAAGACCAUUACUGAAAGGUAUUCCAUUGUACAUCAUACCAGACACCAUUAUCUAUGAUCCAGUACAGCUGUGUGGAUUUCUUCAGCGACAGAAGAUCACCAGGAUGCUGUUUACGCCAUCUUUGUUUGAAGCAGUGCUUGAUGUCGACACCGCAGACCUCCAGGCAGCUUUUAAGAGUAUGAGACACAUCUGGUUCUGUGGUGAGGUGGUCACCAUUGGGCUGUUGGACAGGUGCAUGAAAACCAUGCCAUGGAUUAGGUUCUUCAACUUGUACAGUGUCUCUGAGUGCCACGAUGUCGCUGUGGCCGACUUGUCACAUUUCUACCAGGAUAUGAAGCUUGAAGGCCGCAAGUUCUGUCCAGUAGGAAAGUUACUCCCAGGGGUUAAAGUGGUCAUUUUAGAUGACCAGAUGAAGCCGCAGCCAGUGGGGGUGCCUGGGGAGAUCUAUGUUGGAGGGCCCACCUUGGCUCUGGGUUACCUGAACAGACCAGAGCUGAAUUCAGAGCGUUUUGUCCAGAGUCCCGGGGCAGUGUCCAGUGAGGUAGGCGCCAGGCUAUACAAGACUGGAGACUGGGGUUACAUGCUCUCGGAUGGCAGUUUUGAGAUCUGUGGGCGCUGUGACUCCAUGGUGAAGAUACGAGGGUAUUCUAUUGAAAUACAGGCCGUGGAGGCAGCCAUUUUGGACCUGCCCACUGUGAAUGCUGCGGUGGUGAUAGUAAAGGGAGAAGAGGGGGAGGACAAGUACCUGGUGGCCUACAUUGUACCUGAGGGACAGACCACCAAGAAAGAAAUCAGAGCUGCACUUAAGAGGAGACUGCCCUUUUACAUGAUUCCAUCCUAUUUUGUACUGUUGAAGGAGAUCCCCAUCUUAGCUUCGUCUGGCAAGUUGGACAAGAAGGCCCUCCCUCCUGUGAAGGAGGAUGAAGAGACAGACCAGGAGGGGGCACCCACCACAGAAUUGGAGAAGCAGCUGGCCCUGGUCUGGGCUGAGGUCCUGCAGCACAAAUCUAUUGAUGUACAAGAGAGUUUCUUUGAUCUGGGAGGCCAUUCCCUUCUUGCCACAAAGCUGCUGAACAGAGUGAAGGAGCAAUUCAAGACGGAGCUGACGGUGCGUGAUUUGUUCAUCCAUUCCACGGUAUCCAUGAUGGCCAAGCUGAUAGAGAGGCAGUCGGGGACGGGUGACACUGCGCUGGCCAGGCUGUCACCAGAGUUAGACCUGAGGAAAGAGGUUGAGAUGCACAACCAAGGAGCUGUCAGCAUGGACAUAGAACUGCGCUCUUUCUGGAGGUCAGUGCAGUACAGUAAUAAAAACAAGUGGUACAGAGGCAGGGUGCUUCUGACAGGUGCCACGGGCUUCCUGGGUGCUUUCAUACUGAGAGAUUUAUUACUUAACACAGGGACUCAUGUCUACUGUGUGGUGCGAGCCCUCCCCGAGAAAUCAGGUCUUCAGAGAUUGAAGGAGACACUGCAGCAAUAUGGCAUCUUGCCGUCUCCGAGGAAAGAUUUGACCGAGGAACAGGAGAUUUGUGCAAAGGAGGUGGAUUACAGGGUUACCACUGUUGAAGGUGACAUUACUCUGGUAAACCUGGGGAUGUCUGAUGAAGACUACCACCAUUUCACAACUGAGAUUGACACUGUGAUCCAUGCUGCUGCUUAUGUCAACCUUAUCUACCCAUAUCAGGCAUUGCAAGGCCCUAAUGUCCUGGGGACUGAGAACAUCAUCUUGUUUGCAUGCAGCAGUAAAAUAAAACCACUGCAUUAUAUCAGCACUGAUGGUGUGUUUCCCCAUGGGUUAAAGGACUGCUCUGAGGAGGAUGAUAUGAUCAAGCACUGUGAUAACUUGGCUGAUGGUUACUCUCAGAGCAAGUGGGUGGCUGAACAGUUGGUCCUGAAGGCACGGAGCAGAGGUUUGCCUGUCGCCAUCUAUAGGCUGGGAAAUUUGUCUGGAGACAGCAAAUAUGGCUAUUGGAAUGCACAAGACUUCAACCUGUUGAUGAUCAAGUCAUGUAUCGAACUGAAGGUGGCACCAGAUGUCAACUGGAAGGUGGAGAUGACGCCUGUGGACUUUGUGAGCAGUACCAUAGUGCAGAUGACUCAAGACAUCAUGCUUUCCAUGGGGAAAGUUUUCCACAUGGUGAACACAAAACCCAUGGAUUCAAGGUGGUUGUUUGAGUGGCUGAUGGCGCAUGGUUAUGCUGUGAAGAUCGUCAGCUAUGAGGAUUGGGUCAAACGGGUGAAGUCUGCACACCAGAAGAAAGGGGAUGGUCUGCUUGUCAGGUUACUGGACAACAUGGUCAUGGACAGCAGUUUCUUCUCCAACCUCAGCACCUACAGAAAUGACAACUUCCAAGUGGUAAUGAAGACUCUUGGCCUCUCAUUUCCAUACACAGACUCCACCCUGCUCAACACAUACUUCAGAGCUCUGAUAGUGCAAGGCAUCAUACCUAAACCUAGGAGAAAAACACUGA